GAAGGAGGAAGGGAACCUCAAAGGCCAAGGCCAGCCAGGACAUCCCCUGGAUUCACACUGAGCUCGCCACAUCCCCAAAGCAGCUGAACCCUCCGCACCAACCAACCCAGGUCAGUCUCAGCCCCUCCAAGAGUCUCCAGCAAGGCAAAACCCAGGUCAAACCCCAGAGGCCCCAUGGAGUUCCCUGGCCUGGGAGCCCUGGGGACCUCUGAGCCCCUGCCCCAGUUUGUGGACCCUGUCCUGGUGUCCUCGCCACCAGAAUCUGGGGUCUUCUUCCCCUCUGGGCCUGAUGGCUUGGAUGCAGCAGCCUCCUCCACAGCCCAGAGCACCGCCUCAGCUGCAGCUGCCGCACUGGCCUACUACAGGGAUGCUGAGGCCUACAGACACUCCCCAGUCUUUCAGGUAUACCCAUUGCUCAACUGUAUGGAAGGGAUCCCAGGGGGCUCACCAUAUGCCAGCUGGGCCUACAGCAAGACCGGGCUGUACCCUCCCUCAACUGUGUGCCCCACCCGUGAGGACUCACCUCCCCAGGCCCCAGAAAAUCCAGAUGGGAAAGGCAGCAGCAGCUUCCUGGAGACCUUAAAGACAGAGCGACUGAGUCCGGACCUCCUGACUCUGGGGCCUGCACUGCCUUCAUCACUCCCUGUCCCCGGCAGUGCCUAUGGGGGCCCUGACUUCCCCAGUAAUUUCUUUUCUCCCACCGGGAGCCCCCUCAAUCCAGCGACCUACUCCUCCCCCAAGCUUCGUGGAACCCUGCCCCUGGCCACAUGUGAGGCCAGGGAGUGUGUGAACUGUGGAGCAACAGCCACUCCACUGUGGCGACGGGACAGGACAGGCCACUACUUGUGCAAUGCCUGCGGCCUCUAUCACAAGAUGAAUGGGCAGAACAGGCCCCUCAUCCGACCCAAGAAGCGCCUGAUUGUUAGCAAACGGGCAGGUACCCAGUGCACCAACUGCCAGACAACCACCACAACGCUGUGGCGGAGAAAUGCCAGCGGGGACCCCGUAUGCAAUGCCUGUGGCCUCUACUACAAGCUACACCAGGUGAACCGACCACUGACCAUGCGGAAGGAUGGUAUUCAGACGCGAAACCGCAAGGCAUCUGGAAAAGGGAAAAAGAAACGGGGGUCGAGUCUGGGAGGUGCAGGAGCAGCUGAAGGACCAGCUGGCGGCUUCAUGGUGGUGGCUGGGGGCAGCGGUAGUGGGAAUUGUGGGGAGAUGGCCUCAGGUUUGACAUUGGGCCCACCUGGUACUGCCCAUCUCUACCAAGGCCUGGGCCCGAUGGUGCUGUCAGGGCCUGUUAGCCACCUCGUGCCUUUCCCGGGGCCCCUGUUGGGUUCGCCCACAGGCGCCUUCCCCACAGGCCCCAUGCCUCCGACUACCACCACCACUGUGGUGGCACCACUCAGCUCAUGAGGGCACAGAGCAUGGCCUCAGGGCAGGGGUGGGGUCCCUCUUGUAGCCAGCAGUCAGUACAACCCCACCCUCUGGGCCACAGACACCCCUUGGCCUGGACCUUCAAAGCUUUUGUAAAAUAAAACCAAGAAAGUCCUGAAAUUGGAGGUGUGAGUCUGUGUGGGACUGAAUAAAG
This is a messenger RNA of Hipposideros armiger (great roundleaf bat), 1591 nucleotides long. RefSeq names its product GATA binding protein 1 (gene GATA1). The coding region runs from base 175 to 1416 and encodes 413 amino acids. The transcript has 6 exons. Gene Ontology annotation, biological process: cell fate commitment; negative regulation of transcription by RNA polymerase II; positive regulation of transcription by RNA polymerase II. Gene Ontology annotation, molecular function: zinc ion binding; DNA-binding transcription factor activity, RNA polymerase II-specific; RNA polymerase II cis-regulatory region sequence-specific DNA binding. Gene Ontology annotation, cellular component: nucleus. Lineage: Eukaryota; Metazoa; Chordata; Mammalia; Chiroptera; Hipposideridae. The record is from RefSeq and is a predicted model, not a curated record.